CCUGCGAAUGCCAUCCGAUCGGUUCUUCUGGCAAAACUUGCAACAACACCUCUGGCCAAUGUCCCUGCAAGGAUGGUGUGACCGGUCUCACCUGCAAUCGCUGCGCGCGUGGCUAUCAACAGAGUCGUUCACACAUUGCGCCAUGCAUCAAAAUUCCUGCUCGUAAAGCGAAUAUGUUGGAUACACAGAAUACUGCACCUGAACCCGAUCCACACGAUUCCAAUGCACCUUAUCGCACUGAAGGUGGGAGGG
This is a messenger RNA of Rhagoletis zephyria (snowberry fruit fly), 252 nucleotides long. Its product is annotated as netrin-A-like. Lineage: Eukaryota; Metazoa; Arthropoda; Insecta; Diptera; Tephritidae. Gene Ontology annotation, cellular component: basement membrane. Gene Ontology annotation, biological process: dendrite development; motor neuron axon guidance; animal organ morphogenesis. The record is from RefSeq and is a predicted model, not a curated record.